UUUUUGCUGACGCAACUCUGUCUAUUUUUACGGACUUAUUUUUCUGGAAUGUGUUUAGGAUUAUUUCGUGUUAUUGGUUUAAUUUGCAUUACAUUUUUGUUUUAAUGGUGGUUCAUCCAUUUUAAGAUGAAGUUCUUCACCAUUAGUUCUGUUUUCAAGUUUUCCUGGGAUCAAGUAGCUUCUGCCUUUUGGCAGAGAUAUCCAAAUCCUUACAGUAAGCAUGUUCUUAGUGAAGAUGUUGUAAACCGGGAGAUUUCCAGUGGUUUGUUAUACAGUACGAGAUUAAUAACGAAGACAAACCCUCUGCCAAGAUGGGGAGAGCGGUUUGUGCCAGGCCCACGACAUGUCUGUGUUUUAGAAGAGUCCAUUGUGGAUCCAUGCAACAAGACUAUUACCACUUACACAAGGAAUAUAGGCAUGCAGAGAGUCAUGACGGUGGAAGAAAGAUGUGUGUACAAAGUGGACCCAGAAAACACAAAAUGGACAGUAUGUGAGAGAUCAACCUGGGUGUCGUCCUCCAUUUAUGGUUUCGGAAGAGCCAUUCAGGCUUUUGGCAUGGACAGGAUCAAGAAAAACUCAGUAAAGGCCUCAAAGGGCUACGAAUACAUUUUAGAAAAACUCUAUGUUCCUGAAACCAUCCCCGAACAGACAUUACACAGAACGGACAAACUGAAAGAGGCUGCUCGCAAAGCGGCCGAAGUAGCAGCGGCUAAAGCAAAGAGUAAAACGCGGCCAAUCCUUGCAUCACCUAGUCAGAUGUCCUGAGACACAGUUUUGUUUCACUUGGAUCUUACACUGGAACAGCAAUUCAUGGAACUCAGUUCUGUACCGAUAAAAUGUCACUUGGUGAAUACUGUUACUGACUAUAAGUUAACAAAAUGUUCUUUAAAUGCUCAUAAUAUAUAUAUGGCAUGGUAUGAAGAAAAACAGACUGAUACUGACAGUAGUUGAUACAUUAAAAUAAUUACAUACAAACGUAAUUUGAAUAUCUGGGACAGUUGCUUUUAUAAGAGCCUUUUUACAUUUUCAAAUAUAAUGUCUGAAGCACCAAAAUUACAGUUUCAUAAUGUCCAGAUAUUAGUGACUUGUCUACUAAUGUAUCUAAUGUACAGAGCUGGAACAAAACUCUUCACUCGUGGUAAGAUUAUUAGAUUGCACACUCUUUGGAUAUAAACAUUUGUGUUGAUACAAUGAAAAUUGUAGCACCUCUUCAAUUUUACUUAUGGUUUUAAUUAUGACUGGAAAUCUGAGAAUCUUUUGUAAAUGAAUAAGGAUUCUUUAUUUAUUUAUUUAUUUAUUUAAAUAUAGAUUCAAGAUUUUAAAACUGACAUUGAUCUUUUAAGAACAAAUCGUGAUCUAUUGCAGUAAAUUGCUAGUACCGUGUAUCACAGUACACGGACUGCAACACUCGAUUGAAACAGAAGUCUGUAACUAAUGUGAAAUAAUUGCAUCGGGAUCUAGCUGGGUCGAUAGAGUGCUUUCCCAAGGUGCAUGGGUUGAAGGAUCAAAUCCCCUCGAACCCAUUGCCUGUCUAUAAGGUACCAACCAGUACCCCACAACAUGUGUAUAGAAAGAUGUGGUAUGUGCUGUCCUGUAUGGGGAAAAUGCAUAUAAUAGAUCCCUUGCAAAUGGAAAAAUGUAGUGUAGUUUUCUCUGAAGAUUCCUCUAAAAAUUAUUAAAUGUUUGACAUUCAAUAGCCGAUGAUUAAGUAAUGUGUUCUUAUGGUGUUAAACAAAACAAACUUUACCAAGAUGAAAAUGUUCCAGAUUUUUCUGAAAUUCCCAAUAUUAGCACGACCCUUAAAAUGAUCCUAUCUUGUUCUUUGAUAAAAAAAAAAAAAAAAAAAAGGCUGAGCUCAAAGUAACCCCGGACUUUUUCUUCUGUUUUGUGUCCACUGUCAUUUUCAUAGCUGAUGUAUCAUGGUCAUGAAAGUUCAUAUUGUCAGUGGAUUAUUGAGUUUACCUCACAGCACCCGCUCCAACCCAGAGAAAAUUUACAGCAUGGAUGGGAAGUGCAAGAAACUUUUUUUUCUUCAAAAUUUUGAUUCGGGACAUUUCUAUUCAAAUUAAAAAUUGAUUAGCAUUUACUGUUUAAUGUUUUAAAAUUGUGUAGCUUUCUCUGAAAUUUGCUUACUGAAUCGUGACGCAAUACUGAAUAAAAUGUUCCUUGAAGUGCAAGGUCACAAAAGCAAUUUACCUCUCAUUAAUCCAUUUUCUGGGCAGACAGUCCCGAUAGCUGAGAUGUAUGUAAACAACAGUUUACUUGAACCAUAGUUUAUUUUAAGCAUGAAAGCAAAUGCUAUACUAAAUAAAUAGUGCAGUUUGAUGCUAUUCUGUAUUGAAUUGGAAGUACAAAUGAACCCAGUGACAAAUGGAUGCAUUCUGGGUUUCUGCCAGACGGUAAAACAGGUAUAACGCCAUACCCAAAUUGUUUUGCAGAUUUCUUUUUUGACAAAAUUAAUUACUGUAUGAUUUUCUCAACGCUAACCCCCAUAACCCCUGUUGACUGUGGUUGCAUCCAAUUCCAUAGCGUCAUACCCCAAAAAACAUUAUCUGGCAGAAAUACAGACAUUGUAUUAAUGCAUCUGGUUUCCAUUAUUCAAUAUUAAAUUAUGCUUUGUAUAUGUGUACAUGACAGUAGUGGGCAUUUCACUUGUGUUUCAUAUAUCACACCAGUGUCCUUUUCUCCCAAUGUCCACCUGAAUGUUUCUGUUGAAAGUCUGGUAAUAUUUAACUGAUCUUCAGUUGACUUGUCUGGUCAGACAAGUUGCAAGAACAGUCGACUUGCUCUAGUCACCAAACUACUUGUCCUAAGUAAGUGGUCAAGUCUUAAAGAGGAGCCACAUGAAGAACUACAUUAUGUAUGUUCGGUGCCAUGUUGGAAUUUUUAUUUUACUUUUAUUUAAUUUUUUGCCUGUCAUGCAUGCACAGCAAUAUUUUUGUUGUUGAUUUAGACUACCAGUAUAGUUGUGUUAAAUCCUGGACAAUCUGUGACAACAUACGUAAAUUGUCCAAUUUAACACCAAAAUUAACCUACGGAAAACAUGCUUAUAAUCAUUAUUAUUGCAUUAUAAUAAAACAUUUUGCACUUUAUACACCUGUAUUUCAAAAUACAGAUCAUGAUAUGUUAUGGCACACUUUCACAGGAAAAAAAGAAUUUCCAGUGAAUUUCUUCCAUAUGUUUGAGGCAGGACCUUCAAAUUGAUUUGAUCAUAUACCGAAAUUAAAGUCAUGAUAACCUA
Gigantopelta aegis is the source of this 3241-nucleotide messenger RNA. Its product is annotated as PRELI domain-containing protein 1, mitochondrial-like. NCBI's taxonomy places the organism in Eukaryota, Metazoa, Mollusca, Gastropoda, Neomphalida, Peltospiridae. Gene Ontology annotation, biological process: phospholipid transport. Gene Ontology annotation, cellular component: mitochondrial intermembrane space. The coding region runs from base 127 to 765 and encodes 212 amino acids. Gene Ontology annotation, molecular function: phosphatidic acid transfer activity. The record is from RefSeq and is a predicted model, not a curated record. The transcript is spliced from 4 exons.